This is a messenger RNA of Brassica oleracea var. oleracea, 1564 nucleotides long. Its product is annotated as probable magnesium transporter NIPA4. Gene Ontology annotation, cellular component: membrane. The coding region runs from base 194 to 1246 and encodes 350 amino acids. Gene Ontology annotation, molecular function: magnesium ion transmembrane transporter activity. The transcript is spliced from 9 exons. The record is from RefSeq and is a predicted model, not a curated record. Lineage: Eukaryota; Viridiplantae; Streptophyta; Magnoliopsida; Brassicales; Brassicaceae. Gene Ontology annotation, biological process: magnesium ion transport.
GACGGUGGUAGGGUCAUCAGUAAUUUACUUUCUCCUCCAAAGCGUAUCCUCCUCUAACCUCGAUCUACCAAGCAAGCAACCGACCUUAUCUAAGCUUUUUUGGUUCGCAAAAAAAUCUCUAGCUUCGAUCGGAUCUCGCCAAUUUAGGGUUUUUGAAGUUUCAGAAGAAAGAUUCGAUCUUUGGGGAAUUCGAAUGGCGGAAUCAGGAGGAGGAGGAGGAGGGUGGCGUGAUUCGUAUAGAGGAAUGUCCUCCGAUAACAUCAAGGGUUUGGUGUUGGCCAUCUCGUCUAGUUUAUUCAUCGGAGCUAGCUUCAUCGUCAAGAAGAAAGGUCUCAAGAAAGCCGCCACCACCGGCACUAGGGCAGGUGUUGGUGGCUACUCUUAUCUUUACGAGCCUCUUUGGUGGAUCGGCAUGACUACAAUGUUACUUGGUGAGAUUGCCAAUUUUGCUGCCUAUGCAUUUGCGCCGGCUAUACUUGUCACUCCUCUAGGCGCACUCAGUAUCAUCAUCAGUGCUGUCUUGGCUCAUAUUAUAUUACGGGAGAAACUACACGUUUUUGGAAUUCUCGGCUGUGCCUUGUGUGUUGUGGGUUCGACUACAAUUGUCCUACAUGCUCCUCAAGAACAAGAGAUUGAUUCUGUGCUUGAAGUUUGGAACCUUGCAACUGAACCAGCAUUCAUGUUCUAUGCGAGCAUUAUCAUCGGGGCUGCUGUGUUUCUUAUUACCCGUGUUGUGCCCCAAUACGGGCAGACAAACGUAAUGGUCUACAUCGCUAUUUGCUCGCUUGUGGGAUCAUUGUCGGUGAUGAGCGUAAAAGCACUUGGAAUAGCACUAAAGCUGACAUUUUCUGGAACUAAUCAGUUGUUUUAUCCUCAAACUUGGGUGUUCACCUUGGUCGUACUUACCUGCGUGAUAACCCAGUUGAACUACUUAAACAAGGCUCUUGACACAUUCAAUACAGCUAUAGUAUCUCCUAUAUACUACGUAAUGUUCACAUCACUAACGAUAUUAGCCAGUGUUAUCAUGUUUAAGGACUGGGAUAGGCAAAACGGUACUCAAAUUGUCACAGAAAUGUGCGGAUUCGUUACAAUACUUUCUGGCACUUUUCUUCUCCAUAGAACGAAGGACAUGGUCGAGGGUUCGUCGGUAAUAUUACCGUUGCGGAUAAGCAAGCAUGCCAAUGAGGAUGGGUUUGAAUCAGAGGGCAUUCCACUAAGACGCCAAGAAUCUCUCAUGUCAGUUUAAAAGCUGUUACUGCUUUGUUUUCCAGUCUACUCCAAGCCAGAGAGCCUCAACUUUUUUUCCCUUGAUAUACAAUGAACGUGUGGACCAUGGUUCUUCUGUUCUAACAAUCACAUAUGGUUCAAGAAGAUCAAGAAGGUAAAAAGAGGACGAUCAGAUCUCAUCUUCUUCUCGGUAAAUAUGCUGUGAAUUCAAUCAAAACAAAACAUAUGGCAUUAGCACACACCCACACAUAAACCCUUUUGUGCCCUUUUAGAUUUAUUUAUUUUUCGAUGUAAAACUGAGAUGGGUUUUGCUUACAACUGAAGGUUUUCAAUUCAA